Eurypyga helias (sunbittern) is the source of this 692-nucleotide messenger RNA. RefSeq names its product ephrin-B1 (gene EFNB1). The annotation marks the transcript as partial. The transcript has 4 exons. The record is from RefSeq and is a predicted model, not a curated record. NCBI's taxonomy places the organism in Eukaryota, Metazoa, Chordata, Aves, Eurypygiformes, Eurypygidae. Gene Ontology annotation, biological process: axon guidance; ephrin receptor signaling pathway. Gene Ontology annotation, molecular function: ephrin receptor binding. Gene Ontology annotation, cellular component: plasma membrane.
UCAUGACUGGGAAGGGGCUGGUCAUCUACCCGGAAAUUGGGGAUAAACUGGACAUUAUCUGCCCCAAGGCGGAGCCAUCCAAGCCUUACGAGUACUACAAGCUGUACCUGGUGAAGAAGGACCAGGCAGAUGCCUGCAGCACCGUCAUGGACCCCAACGUGCUGGUGACGUGCAAUCGGCCUGAGCAGGAGAUCCGCUUCACCAUCAAGUUCCAGGAGUUUAGCCCCAACUACAUGGGCCUGGAGUUCAAGCGGCAGCAGGAUUACUUCAUCACAUCCACUUCCAAUGGGACACUGGAUGGCCUGGAGAACAGGGAAGGAGGGGUCUGCCAGACGCGCUCCAUGAAGAUUGUCAUGAAAGUGGGGCAGGAUCCAAACGCGGUGAUCCCAGAGCAGCUGACAACGAGUCGGCCGAGCAAGGAGUCCGACAACACGGUGAAGAUCGUCACGCAGAGCCCACGCAGCAAGGUCCCUGCGGUGGAGGAGCCUGGCAAGCCGGGCUCCGUCAACCAGGAUGGCCAAGAGACCCAGGGUCCCAGCGACGGCUUCUUGAGCUCCAAGGUGGCCGUCUUCGCGGCGAUCGGCGCCGGCUGUGUCAUCUUCAUCCUCAUCAUCAUCUUCCUCGUCGUCCUCCUGAUCAAGAUCCGCAAGCGGCACCGGAAGCACACGCAGCAGCGAGCCGCAGCCUUGUAC